AUUAAAAUUAAAAUAAAAAUAAAAAACUUUAUCUUCUUCUUCUUCUCCUCCUCUCAUCCUCUCUCGCUCAGAAGAACUCCAAAAUGGCGAGAGUUCUAAUCUCGUCUCCAUCAUCCUUCCUCGGCUCGCCUCUGCUCAAAACCUCUCCCUCUCCCCGUUACUUAGGAGGAGGAGGAAGCGUUCAAUUUCGUAAUAAGCAUCUCAGCAGCACUACGACGGUACGGUUCAGCUUAAACGAGAUCCCUCCUCUCCACGGCUCCGUCGACAUCGGAGCGAUUCUCACCAGAGCCGAGUCUCUCCUCUACACCAUAGCCGACGCAGCCGUCGUCGGCGCUGCUGAUUCGGCAGCUCUAUCAACAACAACUGAUCCCGCCGCCGUGCAGAAGAGUGGCGGUUGGUUCGGAUUCAUCUCCGAUGGCAUGGAGUUGGUUCUUAAGUUUUUGAAGGAUGGACUUACGGCGGUUCACGUGCCGUACGCUUACGGAUUUGCGAUUAUUUUGCUUACUAUCAUCGUCAAGGCAGCUACCUAUCCUUUGACAAAGCAACAGGUUGAAUCAACGAUGGCGAUGCAAAAUCUCCAACCGAAGAUUAAAGCCAUUCAACAACGUUACGCAGGCAAUCAGGAGAGGAUACAACUAGAGACGUCACGCUUGUAUAAACAAGCUGGUGUCAAUCCAUUGGCAGGUUGCUUGCCAACUUUAGCUACCAUACCAGUUUGGAUUGGUUUAUACCAAGCUCUCUCCAACGUGGCCAACGAGGGACUGUUUACAGAAGGUUUCUUUUGGAUUCCAUCUCUUGGUGGACCAACAAGUAUAGCUGCUCGCCAGAGUGGAUCUGGCGUCUCAUGGCUUUUCCCUUUCGUGGACGGGCAUCCACCAUUAGGAUGGGGUGACACCGCCGCGUAUCUUGUCUUGCCUGUUCUCCUUAUUGUCUCCCAGUAUGUGUCAAUGGAGAUUAUGAAGCCUCCUCAAACAGACGAUCCUGCGCAGAAGAACACACUUCUCGUUUUCAAGUUUCUUCCCCUCAUGAUUGGCUACUUUGCAUUGUCUGUCCCAUCAGGAUUAUCUAUAUACUGGUUCACAAACAAUGUACUUAGCACCGCCCAACAAGUUUGGCUGCGUAAACUAGGUGGCGCAGCGCCUGCAGUCAAUGAAAACGCAAGCGGAAUAAUAACUGCGGGACGGGCAAAGAGAUCUAUUGCUCAGCCUGAUGAUGCUGGCGAGAGAUUUAGACAAUUAAAAGAGCAAGAGAAGCGCAGCAAGAAGAACAAGGCCGUUGCGAAAGAUACAGUUGAACUCCUAGAAUCUCAGUCUGAAUCAGAAGAAGGGUCGGACGAUGAGGAAGAAGAGGUUCGUGAAGGAGCGUUAGCUUCGAGCACAAGCAAGCCAUUGCCUGACGUUGGCCAAAGGAGAAGCAAAAGAUCGAAGCGAAAACGCACUGUAUAGAAAACUUAAAACAAAACAAAGACAAUUGUGAGGGAGGUUUGGAGUCUGUCCUUUAGUUUGAUCUUUGAUAUAUUUUUGCAUAUACCAAAGUCCUGCAAUACCUAAACGUUUGUAAAAUUAAGGCAAAGAGGUCAUUCUAAAGUUAAAUGCUUUUGUUGAUCAAAGUAAAUCGAUUGUAUUCCUUCUGUGA
Raphanus sativus (radish) is the source of this 1635-nucleotide messenger RNA. RefSeq names its product inner membrane protein ALBINO3, chloroplastic. The transcript is spliced from 11 exons. The record is from RefSeq and is a predicted model, not a curated record. Gene Ontology annotation, biological process: protein localization to chloroplast; thylakoid membrane organization; protein insertion into membrane. Gene Ontology annotation, cellular component: chloroplast thylakoid membrane. Gene Ontology annotation, molecular function: membrane insertase activity. Bases 84 to 1445 code for a protein of 453 amino acids. NCBI's taxonomy places the organism in Eukaryota, Viridiplantae, Streptophyta, Magnoliopsida, Brassicales, Brassicaceae.